This is a messenger RNA of Suillus clintonianus, 3753 nucleotides long. RefSeq lists its product as uncharacterized. The record is from RefSeq and is a predicted model, not a curated record. NCBI's taxonomy places the organism in Eukaryota, Fungi, Basidiomycota, Agaricomycetes, Boletales, Suillaceae. The coding region runs from base 495 to 3572 and encodes 1025 amino acids. The transcript has 3 exons.
GAAGAAGAGAAUGCCCAUAAAAUGGUUGAGGCAGUACCUCCUGGCAGUGCAAGGCUGCAAGCUGUGACAAGGCUGAAAGCGCCCACCAGUGAAGAGCAGUGCUCCAUCGGAAGAUUCGGAAUUCCUAGCUGCGCAGAGGUCCACUGUGGGCAUGAAUGAUCUCCAAGUUAAUGAAACAACCGCCAUGGGUGGUUACACUGUCUUCAUACGCGUCUUGGCACACGACGAUAGAGCUGUGGAGAUAUGGUCCGAAAUUCGAAUACCGCUGCGGUCAUGAGCAGCAGAAGCAACAAACGUGACUUGAGACUUUCUGCCCUGCACAAGCCCUGCCUCGAAAGGAUCAAUAAAAGACACUGGUCAAGGGACCAAAUGUCUCCAGACAACAAUAUCCUCCUCACCGUAAAUUUAGGCUCGUCGUGUGACCAGAUCAAGGAUUUCUUGUUAUAAGAAACGUGGUGAUAACAACUUGGACUCUUGAUACGGUCAUUAUCGUAAUGAUGGUAGCGUUCACCGGAACCGAUUUGCCUGCUUCAGGUCAGUUCAUAAUCCCUGGUAACCCGCUGUUAGGCCUUGUAGUGACUGAAUUAGACCAAGCUAAAGCUCUGCGAUCACCGUUGCAGUCAGCUGGAGAUACCGGGGCGAUUUUAUCGUAUUACAAGUCUGCUGCGGCUAAUGGAGCAAUGUCAGACGCUAGUCUAGCUUCUAGUUCAGGCCCUUCAUCCAUCUUUGUUUCCCCAACUGCUUUUCAUUCCCGUUCGAUCUCGUCGACGUCUAUUGGUACCCAAUCUUCCUCAGCUUACUCUUCUGAGUCCUCAAAGGCACGGGCAACUGCUCCAAGCGCAUAUAAACCUCCUCAGCCGCGACCUGCCUCGCCACUUGGGUUGAACGGAGCAGCACGCCGCUCAAGCAUACCGUCCGAAGGUGGCGCAGACAGACGGCGCAUUGCUGUCGUUGAGAUGGACAUGCAUGUUAACGAGCACCCAAGGAGCGACACCUACCGCGACACGAGCACUUCUCCUUCGAGCAACUUAGGUUCCCGACGAGGCAGCGAGGCACAACUAGGUGGUCUCGCCCUUGUUGCACCGCCAGACGCGUCGCUACGAACGUGUAUCGGGUUUACCCAUCCACUCACUUCGCCUGUUCAGCCUCCGUCUAUCCAAUUACAACCCUCUUCGAGCACUGCACCCUCUCACGUGCGCUCAUCGUCAGAGACGGUCACAGUUUCUGGACGAGUUAUGGGGCACACCCGUAAGUCAUCCCGCGAGGUGGCUGUCCUAGGCACACUCUCUCGCCCAACCAAACUAUCAGAUCAAGACUACCCAUCCACUGUCACAGAAGCACUCAAACCACCCCUAUUCCAAACGCCCCAAUCCCGUUCACCUUCUCCUGGAACACCUGAGACAUCCGAUUCAGGGAGCUCCACUACGCAUCCCAAGAGUAGACAGAGGAAAGACGCGCUCUUCCCUAGUGUAAGCCCAAUUAAAGAGCUGAGAGAAACUCUGUCUCCCCAAGCAAGCCCUGUACCCGCUCCCGUGGUUACGCCACGCAUAGGAGAGAGCAAGGGUAUUGGCGGCCGUGUGGCUGGUCCUGUCAUCGUCAAUAUCUUCCCCGAGUCACCCACACCUGUUAAUGGGAAGCACAUUAUGAGCGUACCUAAGACAUCUACCGCCACACCUGCUACUCCCUACUUGUACUAUCAGCCUGGUCUGCAUGCAAAAGCGGGACCACUACCUCCUCCGCCCAUCUCUGUCUUUAAUAUUGAUCCCAAUGCGCCGCCACCACCUAGACCACCUCGACAUCAGCCACUGAAGAAGAAAGGUGACAUGGAAGCCGUGAAGCAGGCAUUGGCCCUCCCCCCAUCUGUCGCUGCUGCACUCAAAACGCGAAUUCUUCUCACGGAGCCCAAGAAAGAAAGCGGAGCAAUUACCAGCACCAACUCCCCACCUUCGGAAGCAGUGAAGGAGCUUGCUCCGACUUUGAGCCCCUUGCAACCAGCGGCUUCCGAAUCCCGGCCGGAGGAGCCAAAGUCUCGGCCUAAUACCUCAUCCCAGGGGAAGAAAGAGUCAGAACUUCCUGAGACGCCAGCUCAUGUUCGCGAAGGCGCUUUUCCCCCCUCACGUGUUUGCACCACGGACUUAAAUUGCACUGUGUCCCCAGAUCAAACGGUUGUUCCUCUUCCCCGCCAUGAGUCUAUGGAUGACCUCGUUGCUACAGUCGGACACGCGAUUGAUGACAUGGGUAUAAUUCGUUCAUCUGACGUUCCUCCCCCGACUGUUCUCGAGCCCUUACGGCGCAACGAGAAUCGGGGCAACCGAUCUGGUCUUGACAUUCGCCGCAUUUCCUUAACACCCACGCCGCCACUAGAUGAUGAUGGCAGCGUUGAGAAUGAAAGGGGACCUGAAGUGCUUCCGCCCCUGCCGGCGAAGAACGAGCAUCAAUCUCCGGACGAGCGAGUUAGAAGUGCACUUAGUAUUAAGCGGUUUUCGUCUCUUCCGCGCACGCCCUCGCCAAUGUCGCUCAACCAACCUUCCGGGGGAAGCAAAAGCUCUUCGAGGACGCCAUCACCGUCUUUGGUGGUCCAUCGUCCAGUACGAAGAGUACUGCCUCCAGUUCAGAAGAUCAAGUCCACGUGGCCACCAGCUAUGCAUUUCGCGGAUGUAAUUGUGAAGAAAAACGCCCUCGAUCGGUCGGUGGGGUAUGCACAGAAGAUUAAUGAACUUUAUAUGUACGACUGUGGAUUGGGCGAUUGGAUUGUAGAGACAAGAUAUAAAGCUGCAAAUCCCCCAAAGCGCACCCCUGUGAGAACGAGUGUCCGUGUUCCAUCGACACAUUCUCCCCGCACGCAAACCCGUAAUAUCUCAGAGUCCUCGACUGGCUCCGAAGUUACUUUUCCUAGACGCCCAGACGCAUACUUGGCUACCGAUCUGUCGACACCUCCCUCUGCUGACUCCAGUCCCCCCAAUGCACCUCCUCCGCUUCCAUACCCAGGGCUUGCUUCAGCGCCACGCAACGGGUCAAAUAGGGCAUCCACUAUCAUUGCUAGCUCAUCUUCAUCCUCUGGUCGCUCACUGACUUCCCCUACCUCAUCCAACAAAUCCCCGGGAAGCUUCUUUGCGUCUUUGGGACGGAAAACAAGUCUUAAGAAAGAUAAGAGUUUGGUAUCGAUGGCUCCAGUAAUCGGAAGGGUGCUAUCCAAAAGUCCACCGCGACCAGUAACUAUUCCGAAUUCCCCAUCCGUGCCAGGGGGACCACGCGCACCCCCUAAUCGUAUGCAAAGGUCCCAAACCAUAGUCAUUUCCCCUCAGUCCCCGUCAAAUGGCCCAGGUCACCACCGAUCAAGCACAGUUGUUAUACAACGACCUUCACAACUCAGUGGCCGCAACACAUUUUCUGAACGCGGAUCACCCACUGACCCAGAUGACUUCGCACGCCAGGUGGACAAACUUGCUGCUCUGCUCCCGAAGGCCGAUAAAACUGUCCUUGCAGGGUAUCUUCGUAGGGCAGGCCAAGAUAUCCUUGCCAUUGGCCAAUAUCUCGAAGACGAGAAGAACGGAUCUUUACGUUAUGACUAGUCCAUGUUAUGUUUGAUCUAUCGGUGCUCAUUUAUGCUUUGCUGUUUUCACUCGCUCACUUUAUACCAUUGUGCAAUACUACAUCCUGAUUCGUCUAUAUGAUACAUGUAUUAUUUGUUUUCUGGACUACACUACUGCUGGACUGAGAAUAUACUGUUGCUGUGCUGAGAUUUACCUCGCA